AUGGUUCGUUCAACGUUCGUUAAUCUAGUUCUUUAUCAACUUUUCGCAUUGAUUACUAUUUAUCUAUUUGUAUACAUUCAUGAAGAAGUUCCGGAGCCCUAUAUGGAUGAAUAUUUUCAUUUUCAUCAAGCAGCUAAUUAUUGUUCAGGAAACUACACACAUUGGGAUCCAAGCAUAACUACACCACCUGGUUUAUACAUGAUAACACAUUUAUUGGAAAUGAUGUUAAAUAGUAUUCAAAUAUUGGAUAAAACAUUUGGUGCUUGUUCAUUAGGAUUAGCUCGAUUUACAAAUGUUAUUUUUAUGUUAGCAUUACCAUUUGUUUUUAUGAAAUAUCUUGAAAAAAUUAAAAAAGAAGAUGAACAAACUUCCAUACUGCCUGCAUUAUGCAUGUGCUGCCACCCAUUAAUUUAUUUUUUCACUUUUCUUUAUUAUACUGAUGUUGGCUCAUUAUUUUUCGCCAUGGUAUCUUUGACAACUCAUGUGUAUCAUUAUCGUUUCUUGUCUGCUAUGUUUUCUAUUAUUGCCUUAACAUUUCGUCAAACAAAUAUAAUAAUUGUUGCUUAUGAAAUCGGUUUGACCAUAAUUGAAGAAUUUCGUUCGAAAAAUAAACAAAGUCAUAUAUUACAUGUUUAUACAUCUCGUUCAAGUGAUACCAUUGAAAUAAAAGAAUACUUCAUAGUCCUAUGGAAAUAUGGUCGAUUAGAAAUUAAAUUAAUUUUAAAUCUUAUUCAAUCUAUUAUUUGGACUUGUCGAUAUAAUCUAUGUGUGAUUAUAUUAUUUGUGCUUUUUUUUAUUAAAAAUAAUUACUCGAUGACACUGGGUCACCAGGAGCAUCAUCAAAUAGUAUUACAUUUAGCUCAAAUGCAUUAUUAUGCCACAUAUACGGCUUUUUUUGUUGGUGCGCAUAUUUUAACAAAAUUAAAUCUUCUACGUUUACUGCGAUUUCUUCGGUCGCGCGCGGUGCUUUUCAUUAUUUUACUAUUAUUAAUAAAUGCUAGUAUAAAAUACUUUACAUAUGAACAUUUAUUUCUUAUAUCGGAUAAUCGUCAUUUUACAUUCUAUCUUUGGUCACGUUUAUUCAAACGCUAUACUCUAUUUCGUUAUUUAUUAACACCUAUAUAUAGUAUCUGCAUAAUAUUACUUUAUUUCCAAAUAUAUGAUCGAUCAUUAUUAAACAUUCUUCUUUUGUUGAUAUGUACUAUGUUAUUAACUGUAUUUCAAAAACUAUUAGAAUUUCGAUAUUUUAUUCUACCAUUUAUACUACUUCGAUUGUCGAUUAAUGAUAGAAAAUCAUCGAAAUUAAUGAUUGAAAUGUUUCAAGCAAUAGUAAUCAAUAUAAUAACACUGUAUAUCUUCUGUCAUCGUACUUUUUUCUGGCCAACACAUCCGAAUAUUAUACAAAGAUUUAUGUAUUGA
Messenger RNA from Rotaria socialis, 1419 nucleotides. NCBI's taxonomy places the organism in Eukaryota, Metazoa, Rotifera, Eurotatoria, Philodinida, Philodinidae. The record is from the annotation of a GenBank genome assembly.